This is a messenger RNA of Mya arenaria, 7010 nucleotides long. RefSeq names its product von Willebrand factor A domain-containing protein 3B-like. The transcript is spliced from 42 exons. NCBI's taxonomy places the organism in Eukaryota, Metazoa, Mollusca, Bivalvia, Myida, Myidae. The coding region runs from base 130 to 6315 and encodes 2061 amino acids. The record is from RefSeq and is a predicted model, not a curated record.
CGAUCGUUAGCGAAGAGCUGUAGCAACGAUGUAAACAAGAUGGCGACGAACGACAGGAGUUGACCGGGAGUCUUAAUACAGCCUCUGUGGGACCGAAAUUGAGCUUAACUGUUCCAAGUGUUUGGAAGAAUGGAAUUGUGCAGAAAAAAGGAAGUGAGCGAGAGAAUGGAAGUGUGCAAGAUGGAUGCCAUGUUGGUUGUAGACUCAUACAAGAAGAACGCAUACUCUGACAAGGUGUCAUUUGACAUCAACCCCCGCAUGCUAAAUGAGACGCCAUCCUCUGUAAUAGUAAAAUCACAGGAUGAUUACAACCCCGAGGUAUGCAUCAAGAAAACCCCGAGCCAGGAAUGGGAGCUUGAUGUACGUCCCCUCAUUUCAACAAAGAAAUGGCUCCAGAAUUACGGCCUUCACAAGAACAAGCUUACAUUCGCACAGAUAUUGCCAGUCAUUGGCUUCAAGAUGGCUGAAGAUUUUGACCCGACGUUGAAGAGGCCUGUGUCAUCAAGAUAUGCUGAGGGAAGAUUUCACCAACUCAUGAGGCCUGAUGGGAAAAUGUUCAAUGUCACAUGUGGACGAGAGAAGCUACGCCAGCUGGAUGCUCGUCUCCAGCAGGCCAUCCACCUGUACAAGCGUCGUCUUGAGUGGCUGACCACCGAGAGUCGUCGGGUGUUUGGCGUUAUCGAGGAGCGAGCCAUCACCAUUGUGCUUGACAUCCGCAACAUGUCGCCUCAGCAGUUUGACCUCUACAGGAUGGCCCUUGAACGCGUCAUAUAUGAACAGAUCACCCAGAUUGCCAAAUUUAACCUUAUCAGGGCCUCAGAUGACAUCAAGAUGUACCAGGAUCACUGUGUUCCAGUGACCCAUGACACCAUUGAGAUGGCCAUCAAGUGGCUUUGGGGUCUGGAUCGCCUCGGGGCUGUCUCCAGCACUGCUUGCGUCGAGUCCAUGCUCCGUGCCUUUGAGGAUAAACAGAAUGAGGCUGUUUACCUCUUUACAGAAGGAUCUUCUGUUGACACCUGUAGACAACUGCUCAAGGAAAAGGUGGCAUCAGUUUGUUGCAAGCCGCCCGUGAAUGUCGUCUCCUAUAACUGUGAGAACUCAGACACUGUUCGCUUUCUCCGAGAGUUUGCUGAGUCAGCCAAAGGAAAAAUCCAUGUUUACGCAAUCAUAAUGGAGAUGGACUCUUUUGAGGGUCUUCCAGUGGACCCCAACACCAACAAGGCAAACAUCCUGCUGAAAAAGAAAACAUUUGGGGGAAUACCCCCAGGGGCGGGAGUGCGGGAAGACGUGAUCCUCCUCUUCCAGCAGAUGGAGGAGGCUCGUAACAACUUGCUGCAGAUACAGAAGCUGAUCACCAUCACCCCAGAGCCCAAUGUUGUUCUAGAAGCUAUGCAGCCUUCUAGCAAGAAGGAACUAGGAAAAUUCCAAUUUGUGUCAGAGCUUGCCCCUCAGGUUGACUCCAGCAUGAUAAACGAGCAGUACAUGAGUUCCUGCCAUUGGCUGGCCAAGUAUGGACUCGGUGCACGAAAGCUCGAGCUGUAUGAUGCACUGGCGGCUGUGGCCUUUCACCACCGUGAUGGGGUGGUCGACCUUCAGACACACCCUGGGGAGGAGUGCCAGACUGAUGCUUUACGAUUCAAGAAGUUAGUGAAUGCCAAAUACUGUGACAGAUUCCCUGUAGUUCGCUGGAAGGACGGAAAGGUUGUGCACGUCCAGGUGACCCCAGAACUCCACCGGACUUAUGAGCAAAAGGUGCUAACAGCCCUACGAGCCAUCCAGAGCCGUAUAGACUGGCUGAACCAGGGCAGUCGCGCGCUAUUUGGGACGUUGAUUGAAGACCAAGUGUACAUUCUGAUUGACACGUCAGAGUCCAUGGUUCCAAGCAUACAGUAUGUGAAGGACAAGCUCUUCCUUCUCAUGCAGGAGCAAUUACGCCACAAGAUGAAGUUCAACCUAACAGCGUUCAACUCGAAGGCACAAGUGUGGCAGAAUCGUCUCGUUGAGGUGACUGAGACGAGCCUGGAAGGGGCUUGGCGCUGGAUCCAAGGUCUCUCAUGCUGGGGAUCUACUAACACGUACGCAGCCCUGCAACACGCCCUGUCAGACCCUGGCACACAGGCGAUAUACCUGCUCACUGAUGGCAGGCCUGACCAGCCUCCAAAGUCCAUCAUAGCCCAGGUUCAGAUGCAACACAGUGUUCCCGUGCACACGAUUUCCUUCAACUGUAACGACACAGAGGCUAACAUAUUUUUACAUGACUUGGCAGUGGCCACAGGGGGAAGAUACCAUUACUUCUCUGAUAAAGGAUGUGAUCCAGAGGGCCAGCCGGAGUCUUUCGAGAGUGAGGAUAUCCGGCUACUGAAGGAGGAGCUAAGUCGCGGCCUGGAAAACCUGGACAGGGUGGCCGAACUGCGUGAUGAGUGCUCCAAACUCUCUUGGAAGAAGGGCAUUGAUGAACUCAAAUCUUGCUCAAGAGCUCAUCCAUUGCCCGGCAAAGACAGGGUGUCUGCUGUGCCUGCUAUGGAGCCCCAGGAGUUGUACAGGUCCCACACGCCUACUCCCCCACCCCGUCCCGGCAGUGCCCCGCCAGACAGGAGCCACACUCCUACCCCACCCCCUCCCAAGGUCACAACGUCUGUGGAGAGUCGCAGUUUUACCAUGGCGAAGAGGAAGACCAGCAAGACCAGACCUAGUAGCGCUAGGGGUUCAAUGAAACCGUUGGCAGCUGGUCACACACGCACCAGCCUGCUGCGAACCCUGAACAGUCAGGGAAGCUUUGACCCCGAGGAAUGGCUGCUGCCGGAAACCAAACAGUUGUUUGAGAAACAGGCAACCAGACAGAAGAGACUUGCUCAAGGCCCUGAAAUGGGUCAGAUAUUCCUGUCAGAUGGUGAAAGUGUUCUAGAGGAAAAUGCUAUGUCGCCACGAGUGUUAGACAUAGUCGAGGCCCGGGAGAGACAUGCCUUCAGAGGUUCAGUCAGGAGGUUCUCAAAACUGCGUACUGUGUCGAGCAAGGAAUGGCUGAAGAAGAACAGUCUGGUUGCAAAACAAUUGACAUUAUUGGACGCUCUUGCCCCUACGCUUGUUACCCAUAAAGCAAAGUAUGUCCCCAUCCUGGACAAACACGUCAUGGCAAAGGUCUUCGAUGAGAUUCUGCCUAUUGCCCACGUGUCUAACAAGUCCCGCCGGUCGAUAAAGCUUAUCAAUCCCCAGGGGGUCAACCUCAAGGCUUACGAAGAACGACUCCUCAGGCAGAUAGAUAUUUACAAUAGGAGACUGGAUGCCCUGGUGUGGGGAGCUGUGCCCAGGGAUCUUAGAGAUGAAGAGUUUGGUGAGGAAAAGGGUCCUGUGUCCUUCCUUAACAACCGUAUAUGGUUCAUGAAGGCCCUGGAGGAAGCCCAAUGGCCUAUCAGCAGCUACAACAUCAUUUUACUGGAGGAGGAGAUCGGUAAGGCUGAACGAUUCCUACAGCAGUCCAGAGACUUACGCAACAUAACUUCGGGAAACAAAGAGACAGACGAGCUCUCUGUGUAUUCAGACAGGGGGAGCGUAGCGUCCGGCCUAUCUAACAAGUCAAAAGAACUCUCAAAAUCAAAGGAGUCUGUUUCAUCAUCAGGCUCAAGUUCAUCAAGCGGUUCAACCUCCACUGCAAGGUCGAAGACGUCAAAAUGCUCGAAAAGAUCAUCGUCUCAAUAUGUGCAGGUACUGGAGUUCAGAGAGGUGAUACCUAUGCCUUCAAGGAAAUAUGAUUUAGGCGUUGUGAACGCCGAAGGUGACAUAUCGGUCGAUUCCAAAAAAAUGGGUUCAAAACGAGUUAUCCGUAGUGUCUCACUUAAAAGCUCGAGUGAGAACAUUUUCCUACCGAGUGAAAAAAAACGGAAUUACAUUUUUGAGGUGUCAAAGUCGCCUAGGUCACCACAAUACCAGGUUCAUUGUGUGAAAUCAAAGCCUGGAACUAUCAUGAGUGGAAAAAAGAAGACCAGAAAGAGAACUGAGGUGAUACCAGAGCAACAUGGAGGCUUGGUUCUCCCUGAAGGCCCCCAGGUUGUGAUUUCUGACACCGAGAGCCAGGACUCAAACGCCUCACUCGUCGACUACGAGAAAGAUAUGGUCGGUCUGCGAGUGAUUGCUUGCGAUAAGCGGGAUGGCUUGUAUUAUCCAGGUCAUGUGACAAUUUCCCAGGAGUCAGCAUUUGCCAUGGUAACAUUCGCUGGUGACCGGCGGCAGAAAGUCCGAUCCCAGAUGAUCAUUCCUAUGAGUGGGGCUAUCCCGAGACCAGAACUUAGGUUGGGAGAUUUUGUUCUGGUACAAGUGACGCACCCAAGGCGGGAGAUAAAAUGCUACGUCCCUGGAAUCAUCGAGGUUACACCCAGAGACUUUCAGAGUCCAGCGAAGUUCUACACCAUCUUGCUCUACAAUGCUCAGAGGGCCACAACCAUGAGAAGAAACAUCGUGAAGAUUGGCCGGGAGAGAUUUGAAAUGGCUGUGAAUUACAUUGCACAUGUGCAGCACCAAAAACAACUCAGAAUGCAAGCUAGUAAGCAGAUUGUUUCCAUGGAGACGACCCCAUGUGAUUUACCUGAUGACUCAUCCUCUGUUGCCUCUUCCAAAUCCAGCAGAUCUUACCGCAAAAAGAAACAGAAAAUCACUCAGAAACUCAGCAAGAAGUCUAGCAAAGGCCGGUCAAGGAAACCAAGGUCAGAAUCUGAAAGUAGCAGAUCAUCAAGGUCAAGGUCAAAGAGUAGCAAUUCUUCAAGGUCAUCUUCAAGGUCCUGCUCAGGUGCCAAGUCAAGAGCACAACCUGGUGCAUCAAGGUCAAGGUCACAUUCUUCAAGAUCAAGGUCUAGGUCUGACUCUGGAUCUAGGUCAUAUUCUUCAACAUCCAGAUCUAGGUCAAGGUCUAGGUCAAGCUCAUCUAGGUCUAGAUCCCGGUCAAGGUCACAGUCAUCAGAAAGAGGCAGAUCAAGAAAUAGAUCUAGGUCAUGGUCAGGAUCAUCUUCAACACUGAGGUCAAGGUCACAAGAAAAGGGAAAAAAGUCUCAUGCUAAAAGCAGGAGCAGCAGUGACAACACAACACCACGUGGCCGUGCCUCUCCAUAUGCCCGCCCGGAGAGCCCUGUGCCUAAAGCCCGCCCCAAGUCCCCGCCCCUGCCCAGAACAGCCAGCGUUGUUGGGAAUGUGACAAGAUCAGACAUGUACUCUGAGCGUACGGACUCGCGACAUGUGAAUGUAGACGAGAAGGAGGAGAUUAUCCAACAUCUACAGUCACAGCUUGAGAAACAGAAACGCAAACAGUUCAGGCAGGAACGGAGGCUGGUACGCCAGGCAAGAAAGAUCAACAAAAUAAAUAAGAAACUGAAGGAAGGGGAGUUUAGCUCACAAAACAUUUCCCAAGAAUCAAGAAUCUCACAAUACUCAGAAAAAUCUGUUACAAGAAGUCAGUUUACAUCUUCUUCAGACACAGAUAUGACACCGGGAAGAAGGAAGACCAGUCCUGAUGGCACUAGUUUUAAGGAGACAUCCAACAUACGGGGUAGCAGCCAUCAAAAUGACGAUAUUUAUGAACAUGAGGAGGUUCUGGCACGCUGGACGGAUGACGGCUGGUGGUAUCGUGGCAGAGUUGAGGGACGGGGGGAGGAUGAAACAUAUGUGGUUGUGGAUGCAACUGGAUACAGUGAGCAGAUGGCUCGUGAUGACAUACUCUCAGAAAACCAACACAAGUUUGAAGUCGUUCAGCCACAGGACUUUGUGAUAGCUCCCCAUCCAAAGUAUGUGUUCAGUUUUGCUCCUGGAGAGGUCUUGCAAACAUACGCCAACCAGAAUGUCAAAGUGGAGUUUUACGAUGGAAAUAUUGCUGAUCUACCUUCUGAUGGUGUAUACCGUGUCAGUAAAGCCAAGUACAAUCAGACAGUGGAUUACAUCAAGAGGAAGGAGAAGGACCUUCACGGGAAGUCUGUGGUUGCUAGAGAUGAUUCGACAGGGGUUUACAAACUUGGUGUGGUGGACUCACGUGUAGGGCUUGGCCAGCAAUAUUACAUCUGCUGGCUGGAUGGUGACAUGAGCAAGCAGAAUGGCCACCACAUCUUUGAAGUUGGCCAGCGCCAGGGACGCCACAAUGACUGGGAUUUUGUCCUUGCCCCGGUAGAUGACAGGAAGAAGGUUUUCCUGCCCGCCACUGUGGCAUACUCUUCCCCAUUUACUGUAGAGUUUUGUAAUGGGAAAAGUUCAUCUCGUGUGAAAAGGGACCAGUGUUUCUGGCUGAACCAGGAAUACUACAGGAAUGCUGUGGAGUUUUACAGAUCCAAGAACACAUAACCACAUGGGCAUGACCCUUUGCCAAUCCAGGAAAAGGGCCACCAAGACGCAAUUUUACCGCUAUACUUAACAGGUCUUGGACUUGUUUUGAUGAUCUUUAUUUACUGAGAUUUGCAAUGCAGUCUAGCUGGACUUCAGCAUUUGGCCUUCCAAUUGCAAUGUUUUGUGUUUUAAGUCAUGUAACUUAUUUUUUCAGAGUUGUGCUUCUACAUGUACGAGUAUGUAUGAAUGUAUGUAAGUUGCGUCAUGAAUGUUAAAACUAUCUUGUACUGCAUCUGUCUCCCAUUUUCCAUCAUCAUGUCUAGAUUUGAAGUUAGAUUAGUAAAUGUACACCAGUUUAGGAGCACAUGGUGCUUGACGGCAAUUUUUAUAUAUAAUUAUUCAGAAUGAGUGUCAUUUCCUUUGAUAAGAUGUUCAGUACAUUUUCAUAUUGACUAGAAUUCUUAGCCUUUAAAUCCCCGAUAUUUAUUUUAUUGUAUGUUAUUGCGGGUAAUGCUGACUGCGUAACAGCUGUUUCAAAUGAUGACAUAUAUAUACAAAUCAUGUCAAUGUUAAAUUUCGUAUACAUGUAUUUGUACGUUACUUUUUGUUAUACAGUUAUAACAUAUUGUUUUAGUAGGCUUUUUCUGACGAAUUGUUUAGUAUGUGCUUUUAAAAGUCUGUGAUAAGAUUAGAAAUAAACACUUUAUUUCCUA